AUGCAAAGUGAUAACGGCGAACCGGACAGGGCCGCUCAUCCCGGGAUUUUCCUAACUAACGAGGCCGGGAAGAGCGACCACCAGCCGGCGGGGCGCUGCGUGGACUUCCCGGUGUCCGUGGUUCUUCCUGCCGGCGGCACCGGAGAGAGGACCGGACUGCAGACCCCCAAACAGUUCUGCUCGUUCCUGGGCAGACCGCUCAUAAGCUACACUAUCCAGGCUUUCGAGAGGGUGUCCUGGAUCCAAAGCGUCGUGGUGGUUGUUGCCAAAGAAAACACGGACCUGAUGAUCGACAUCAUCCAGCGCUUCCAGCACGGGAAGGUUCGGGUCGUGGCCGGCGGCUCGACUCGUCACAGGUCGAUAUGCAACGGAGUCCUGGCUCUGGGUGAGGAGGGGGAGGACGAGGGGAGGUCGGCGGCGGCGGACAGGCCCAAGGUGGUCAUCAUACACGACGCAGUGCGGCCUUUUGUGGAGGAGGACUUUCUGUACAAGAUCGCAAUGGCUGCCAAGGAACAAGGGGCGGCGGGAGCCAUCCGUCCUCUUGUGUCCACGGUGAUAGCCACCACGUCUGAGGGCUACCUGGAUCAUUCUCUGGAGCGGGCCAAGUACAGAGCCAGCGAGAUGCCUCAGGGAUUCACGUACGAUGUCAUCUGUCAGGCCUAUCAGAGGUGCAGUGAGUCAGACUUCGAGUUUGGCACCGAGUGUCUCCAUCUGGCUCUGCAGUACUGUGGCACCAAUGCCAAGCUCGUCGAGGGCCCGCCAACGCUGUGGAAGGUGACCUACAAGCGGGAUUUGGCUGCUGCAGAGUCCAUCGUUAAAGAGAGUCUGUCGCGAUCAGCCUGCGUCAUCACAGGUGCGUCAACAGGAGCUGUGACGCUGGCCGAUGCCCUCCAGAAGGCUGUGGGAGCUCUGGAUAUGGAGCUGGACGUCAUCCCAGAUCUGACGGGAGACAACGCCAGGUAUCUGUUAAAGGAGUGGAACUUCAUCCAGCUUUCUGUCGGUUAUUCAUGCCUGUCUGAAGUGGAGGCCAUAAAUGUCAUGUUGGAGUCAGAAUCCAAGGCUGUUGGUGUGUUAAGGCUGUUUUUAUGGGUGCAUUUGAGCAGCACGGAUGAGCCGUCCGUCAGCGGAAGGGCAGCAGAGCCAGCAGCAAUCAUGGACCUGGCCUCGGCAGCCAAGCUCCGAAAUAUACUCCUCUAUGGCAUCCAGCUUCAUCAGUCCAAGCGCUGGGAGAGGUCAGCGCUGAGGGUCGCUGAGAUCGCGUCAGCCUUGAUCCGGGACAGGAGCCCCGCUCUGGUGGGACAGCUUCUACAGGCAUGAAGGGAAGCAGCACCAACACCAAAUCCCCCAAGCGAUGAGUCAUGAGCGCUGCUGGGAUGAGACAGUUUGAGACAAUGACUUUCUGUUUCUCUCCAGAAUCUCUUAAACCUUGCAUCAGUGACUGCAAGGUUCAGGGAAUAGUCCCCAAAUGAGGUAUUGGAGACUUUCAGGACGGCUGUAAAAAGAGAACUGUCGAAAUCAAAAGCAGCACCGGCAGAGACGUCCCGACAUUUAGUCCCAUGUAUGUGCCAGAAUCCUAUGUUUCCUAUAAUGCAGCUCAGUAGCACCUUU
This is a messenger RNA of Stegastes partitus (bicolor damselfish), 1608 nucleotides long. RefSeq names its product CDP-L-ribitol pyrophosphorylase A (gene crppa). Gene Ontology annotation, molecular function: D-ribitol-5-phosphate cytidylyltransferase activity. Lineage: Eukaryota; Metazoa; Chordata; Actinopteri; Pomacentridae. Gene Ontology annotation, biological process: protein O-linked glycosylation via mannose; isoprenoid biosynthetic process. The record is from RefSeq and is a predicted model, not a curated record. Gene Ontology annotation, cellular component: cytosol. The coding region runs from base 1 to 1317 and encodes 438 amino acids. The transcript has 11 exons.